AUGCCCAUCACUCAGUUCCAUCGCAGUAAUCAUGUUCUGCAUAUCAAGGACGCCAAGCUCUUUGACUGGCUGGCGUGUAUCGAAGAGCAUAUUGUCAGCUACGAAAACUUCUUCCAGGUAAGUGGCAUGAGUGAUUCACUCAUCACCGGCCAUCAUUGUGCCUACAACUUCGAGAAUCUCUGGCAAAAGCCAGCUCACGAUGGCCUCGAGCCGAUAGGGACUAUCGAGUUCCGUCAGCACGCGGGUACGCUCAACUCGAAAGCUAUCUGUGUCUGGGUGAUGCUAACGACGCAGAUUGUAAAGUUCUGUACAGAUGUCUCAGCGCCAGACUUCCUCCGUCUACUGAUCAGCUCGGUGAGCCCAAGGAUGACCUUACCGAAUCUGCUAGCCUUGGUCUGUAAAGAUCGGGAGACCAAGCAGUACUACACUGACAUGAUAUCGGACAGCAUCGAUGACAUCGGCAAGUUCUCCCGCUCCAAGAAAGCUUCCCAGCAACCCAAGAGUCUGUGGUCUGGCGUCUUCCAAAAGGCAUCGCUCGUCCAGCUGGAGCAUGUUAAUGGCACCAUCGUAGCGAAGGACUCGUGUAUGAAGGCGCGAUUCGCACAGAUCUCGAAGUACAAAAGAGAAGGUAAGUAUGGGACUCUUCCAUCUUUCGUGAUGCCGUCGAGGGUCGCAGACGACCUAAUCCUCAGCUUCGAGAAAAGAUGCAGAAAAUCGUUGGAGCUAUGCCUAGCGGAGGACCGCGAGGAAUCCGAGACACAUGAGCUCGCAGCUGCAUUGCAGUUCGUUGCUUCCGUGUAUGGAGCGGACUUGACAGAGGAGAGGUAUCUUGCAAAGCUGGCACAGUACUGA
This is a messenger RNA of Recurvomyces mirabilis, 852 nucleotides long. RefSeq lists its product as uncharacterized. The transcript has a single exon. The coding region runs from base 1 to 852 and encodes 283 amino acids. Lineage: Eukaryota; Fungi; Ascomycota; Dothideomycetes; Mycosphaerellales; Teratosphaeriaceae. The record is from RefSeq and is a predicted model, not a curated record.